Molecule: messenger RNA, 890 nt
Organism: Hemibagrus wyckioides
Lineage: Eukaryota; Metazoa; Chordata; Actinopteri; Siluriformes; Bagridae
Product: cytochrome c oxidase assembly factor 8
Exons: 5
Coding region: 104-688 (194 amino acids)
Biological process (GO): intrinsic apoptotic signaling pathway
Cellular component (GO): mitochondrion
Source: RefSeq, a predicted model, not a curated record
AAAUAAAAGGAAAUUGAUUCCUGCUUCGUUUAGGAUUGUACACAAGCGCUAGCUUGAUUGCUACAAAUUUGAGAAGGAAGGAGGAUUGAUAAUGUAAUUUACAAUGAACAUCAGAACAGCAGGGUGUUUGUUCUUCAGGUCUCAGUGUAUAACUCGUGGUAUCCUGACCAGUGCUCAACACCGCGCUGACCAAACACCGCUGGAGAUUACUGAGAAAACUAAAUUUAUCCCAGCACCAACAUCUAAAUAUGAUUGGAUUGGGCCACCAGACAGACUGUCAAACCUGCGGCCGAUCAUAUACCACAUCCCCGAGAACGAGACUCAGCUAGAGAGGAAACUCAGACAUCUGAGGCAGGACACAGAGGACUGGAACCAUGACUUCUGGACGAGGCAAAAUAUCACGUUUAGAAAGGAGAAAGAGGAAUACAUACAGUCACAGCUGAAGGCAAAAGGACUGUCAGAAAGAGAUGAGAAUGGAAGAAAAAGGAAUUUAACUAGUGAGGAAAUGGCAGCCUUCUACAAACACUUUUUGGACGAAAACUAUGAGAAACACGCAGCCUAUAACAAAGAAUGGUACCAACGGAACUUCACCAUUACAACACUGAUGGCCAAAGUAACUCUGCAUAAUUUCUGGAGGACACUCACUGGUCAAGCAAGGAGUAAAAGCAAACCCACAACAAUGUCCUGAUAAAGACUUUCCUGUGUUUCCUGCGUCCAUGCUGUUCAGUUUAACAUCAUGAAAUUCCACAAAGAUUUCAUUAGCGCUGAUCACAAUGGCAAUAUGUCAGAAUGUAUAUGUAAAAAUCAUCAUAGUUUUCCUAUACUAUAUUAAUUUAACUGCAUGUAACUUAGAUGCAUAAAGUAUUCUAUACUAAAAAAAUACAUAACCA